Corythoichthys intestinalis (scribbled pipefish) is the source of this 3264-nucleotide messenger RNA. RefSeq names its product PDZ domain-containing protein 7-like. The transcript is spliced from 18 exons. Gene Ontology annotation, cellular component: cilium; plasma membrane; stereocilium tip. NCBI's taxonomy places the organism in Eukaryota, Metazoa, Chordata, Actinopteri, Syngnathiformes, Syngnathidae. The record is from RefSeq and is a predicted model, not a curated record. Gene Ontology annotation, biological process: auditory receptor cell stereocilium organization; sensory perception of sound. Gene Ontology annotation, molecular function: protein binding. The coding region runs from base 345 to 2765 and encodes 806 amino acids.
CAGGUACGUCAGUCGACCCUUUUGGUACACUUGCAACGAAACGGCUCUAAUUAGUUCGGUGAAUUCAGACAAGAUUCGAAGAACUUUUGAGUUUCAGUUAUGUUCACCUAAUUUUCAUGCUGCUGGGUUUGUCCUCCAAGGACGGAUGGGGAAAAUGCUACCUUGUUGGCGUCAUUUUAAAAUGCACGGAAGUUGAAAGAGAUGCAUCAUGGGAAAACAUGGCUGGACAUGUGACUGGAGCAAGCCAAAAAGUGAGCUAUUAUGUUGCAAACCUUUCCUUCCAGUUACUGCUUUGUACCACUAUAGACAUGUCCACCUGAGCGGGGACAGCGCCGGCAGGCUCCAUGGCACAUUCAUCAGAGAAGCCCCCCGGCACACAGGGGAAGUCUCACUCGGCUGCACGCAACAUUGUACGCAAGAAGGAGCAGCGACGGCGGCGAGGAAUCCGAUCUUCCUCACCGAUGGGCCGCGUCAUUCUUAUCAACUCACCAGUGGAUGGUGGUGAUGACAGCGAGGACCUCCACACUAUCACGGUGGACAAAAGCCAGGAUGGCAAGCUAGGGUUCAGUGUGCGUGGCGGCUCCGAGCACGGACUGAGCAUCUUCGUCAGCAAGGUGGAAGAUGACAGCACGGCAGAGGAGGCCGGCUUGCUAGUGGGCGACAAGCUUGUGGAGGUAAACGGCGUCAGCCUGGAGAGCAUCACCAUGAGCAGCGCCGUCAAGGUUCUGACGGGAAACAACAGGCUGAGAAUGGUAGUGAGGCGCGUGGGCAAGGUGCCCGGGAUCCGCUAUUCUAAGGAAAAGACCACCUGGGUGGAUUUGAUCCACAGGCGCAUGGUGGUGGAGGAAAGUGGGCGUACGCCCUCAGACGCUAGCGCAGGAAGCGCCCUUCGCAGGAUCGUCCACCUGUACACAACAUCCGACGACUACUGUCUGGGCUUCAACAUUCGGGGCGGGAAGGAGUUUGGUUUAGGCAUUUACGUAUCCAAGUUGGACCCCGGCGGCCUGGCCGAGCAGAACGGGAUCAAGAUGGGUGACCAGAUCCUGGCCGCCAACGGCAUCAGCUUCGAGGACAUAAGCCACAGUAACGCUGUGGAGGUGCUAAAGAGCCACACACAUGUCAUGCUCACUAUCAAGGAGGCUGGUCGCUACCCUGCUUACAAGGAGAUGGUAGCAGAGUACAGAUGGCUCAACAAGUUGGCCAACGGGGGUCAGAAAUCUUCCUCGCUGACCUCCGAGUCCAAUUCAUCAGCGUCUUCACUGUCCUCAGAGACACCAGUCAGUUCUCUUAGUGGCUUGUCUCAGGUCAUGUUCCCGCCUAUUCUGCCGUUUGGUUGUGACAUGGUGGAUGUUUGCAUCUCCACUGAGGACCAAAGGUACGAGUCCGACCGUAGCGAGGCCGCCAUCCAGACUGACACCACCCGCAGCCGAGGAGCCACCACGCUGCUGCGUGACACGGCCAUCGGCCGGCUGGAGGACGAGGAUGAGGGCGUUCCCAAGAGGGAAUCUCGCAAGACAGCGGUGCUUCUGGCCCUCAGCAGACCAAGUCGACCCAUCAGUCGCUCGCAGAGCCAAGUCACCAUAGCAGAGAUCACCCAGAAGAAGGCCAAAAAGCAGAAAGGAGAGAAAAACUCGGGAGAGAAGAGUGCGCUUCAGCGCUCCAAGACUUUGGUCAACUUGCUUUUUGGUGGCGUGCGCAAGAGGGGGGCCUCCAGGGGGCGCUCCAAGUCACUAUCUACUGACAAAGGUUUGAACCUUGGCUGCGGUCCGACUGUUGCGGCAUUUCCGGAGGACACCCUGCGAGCAGUGGAGGAGUUGGCGCAGCGCCUGUUGACAGAGGAGGAGACGGAAGCAGUGAUGAAGGCAUGUCGGACGUAUGUAGAAGAAAGGAGUGUAGAGACGUUAAUACGCCACCUGCUGGCCGUGCUGGACAGGCCUGAAAAACUACUGCUGCUCAGGGAGGUCAGAAUGCUACUUCCUGCCGCCCACCUUCAAGAAUUCAACAGCACUGUAGAAGCAGUAGAGGUAGAGGCAUACGACAUCCUCAAGUACCGCUCAGUCCGAACACCACCUCUCCGCUCUCCCGCAUCAGGCCGAGCGCCUAAACGUCGCCUCAUCACACCCAUACCAGAUUUGCGAGGAGGCUUCGAGUUGCACAGUGCCACCUUGGUGGAAAAGCAGAGUCACCUGGUGGACAAACUGGAGAAGCUCAGUCUAUCUGGGCCGCGGGCUUCUAGACAGAGGCGGCGCCGACCCGCUGCCCAAUUUACGCCACUGCUCGACAUUCCGGUGGACGGGUAUCCAUUCACAGAGGAGCACAAACACUCACCUGCAAUUGUCCCCGAGCCUAACUGGCUGCUUGCUACCGAACCGGACGUCAGUAGCGAAGGCUCUGCGCACUUUGAAAACAUCUCACUUUCGGGACGUCUGAAUGGCCGUCAGUCUCCGCUACAGUAUGAACUUCAAACAGUCAACAUCUCUAAAACAAAACAGUCGCUAGGUAUCAGCAUAUCCGGUGGGAUAGAGUCCAAAAUCCAGCCAGUGGUGAAGGUGGAGAAGAUCUUCCCAGGAGGAGCCGCUUCUACCUGCGACGUGCUCAAGGCCGGCUUCGAGGUGGUGAGCGUUGAUGGUGCGUCGCUGCAAGGCGUCACACACCAGCAGGCCGUCGACCUUAUCCGGAAAGCCUUCAGCGACAAGGCCAAAGACCCCAUGGUGCUGGUGGUCAAAGUGCCCUGCAAACCUCCAAAGCAAUCUAGUGGUCAAUGAUGGCCAGAAGUCGCCAUUUUAGAAACAAGAACAGUUUAACAGUGUAACCUUUAAUAACAACACAAAAUGUACAGCAUGGUGAAAAUAAACAUUUAUAUAUCUAUUUGUACUGUGGAAGCCCAACAAACAUCCAGUAUGAAAACAGGCCUUGCAGAAACAAUUCUUUGGUCUAUUCACAGUGACGAGUGCAUUCGAGAAUUAUUUACAAACGGAAAGCAGCCCAAAAUGCUUGUGUGAGUUCAAAAGGUUCAGCCAUCUUAAAGAUGGUAGGAGACGAGGAGUGGGCAAACUCAUACUCAAGGGACCACACAUUUGAUUUUAUAUUUUAUCAACAGAGGCCAUCAUUAGUAGAUUGAGGUGAAUUUAAGCAUGACUCAUUUUAAUUAAAUCUCAGUUUUGAUUAUUUAAAAUUAAUAACAGAUAAUACAGUAUUUUAAUAUAUGUAAAAUAUAUUAAUUAUACAGGGUGGGGCAGAGCAACUUGCUUAUUUAAAUUUGGU